AUGUCCAUGUCCAUCAGAGUCUGCCUGUCUGUGCUGCUUCUCCUGCUGGCCGCCGGGACCCGAGUGAUCCGGUCCAGCGUGGUCGACUCCUUCCGAGACUGCAGACACUUCCUCUACCAGCACCUGCCCCCGACGGGCUUCCCCCUGGCUGGACUGCAGAUGAUCUGCCAGCGCUAUCAGGGAGCGCCUCGCUACGCAACCUUGUACCACCCGGGAAAACGCAUCCCCCUAUUCUCAGCCUACACCUUCAAGAAGUCGGAGGGGGAGAAACAAAGGAGAUUCCCCUGGUUGUACGAGCCACAGGUAGGACGUAAACAGCACAGCGAUGAAAUGCAGCCUCUGCCCCUGGCCCAAAGCGACCUGUGCAUUGAGGACUCGCAGGCUGUCCUGGCCGACUACACCGACACCAUCAGGUUUGAGCGCGGGCAACUGAACCCAGAUCAGCACCAGGCCGAGGCCGGCGACAAGGCCGCCACCUACACCCUGACCAACGUGGUUCCGCAGGUGAAGGAGUUCUACAGGGCCCACUGGUCUCGGUACCUGGAGGACAUUCGGCAUCUGCUCAGUAGCUUCUGUCGCGGCACGGCAUUCGUGGUCACCGGCGUCACCACCUCCGAGCACAUGAUCCGGAGGGACAACCGUGACCGCGUGGCCAUCCCGCGCCACCUCUGGACCGCAUACUGCUGCCCCGACUUCGACCUCAACAUGCCCUACCAGUUCCGCUACAAGUUCCCCUCCUUCGCUGCCUAUGGACUCAACGAGGCAGUGAACAGCUUCAUGGUGGAGGUGUCGGCAGUGAAGCUGGAAGCCUUCAUUAAGAGGGAGAUGAGGGUGGAGCAGGACUUCCAGCUCUUCUACAGAGGCUGUGUCCCAGAGGUUGGAGCCGGGAGACUCGUCCUGCUCAGACACACGAAGCUUCGCCUCGCCUCGGAGGAGCCAGCCUCUGCCUGUCCCCCCGGCAUCCCCCUGCGCUGUGCCAUGGCGUGGCCUCUGGCCUGCGUGCUGGGCAUGCUGCUGGCGAUGCGGGUGACAUGGGCGAGCGUGGAGAGCACCCUCCCUGAGGAGUGCAGGGCGUCCCUGUACAAGGGCCGAGCUCCGGCCGGGCUGGAGCACCCCACGCUCAAGCACAUCUGCCAACGCUUCAACGGCAAGCCGCGCUAUAUCACGCUCUACGACUCCCUCGACCGCAUCCCCGUCUACUCUGCCUACACCUUCAAGCGCUCCGACGGGCUGAAGAGGGUGGACGUGCCCUGGAUGUUCGAGCCACAGUUGUCCACUCUGACAGAUACGGGGGAGAUGCAGCCCUUCCCCCAGGAGGACCUGCACUGGAAGUUCGAGGAUGCCCAGGCAGUACUGGAGGACUACUCCAACUCUGUGAACUUCGAGCGCGGGCAGCUGAACCCGGACGAGCACCAGGCUGAGCCCGACGACAAGGCCGCCACCUACACCCUGACCAACGUGGUGCCGCAGGUGCCGGAGUUCAACAUGGGCCCCUGGAAGGAGCACGAACACCGCAUCCGCCGCCGGCUCAACAACUACUGCCGCGGCACCGCCUACAUCAUAACCGGGGUCACCACCUCCGGUCACAUGAUCCGCCGCCGCAACAUGGCGCGCGUGGCCAUCCCCACGUACAUGUGGUCAGCCUACUGCUGCCCCGACUACGACCACAACGCCCCCUACGACGAGCGCUCCAAGUUCCCCAGCUUCGCCUCCCACGGCCUCAACCAGCGAGAGGACAGUGAAGUGAGCGAGAUGACCGUGCAGGCUCUCGAGGACUUCCUCAAGAAGGUGACCUUCGUGGACAAAGGCUUCCAGAUCUUUGAGAAUGGCUGUAUCCCUCCCUUCUCUCUCCCACAUUAG
Molecule: messenger RNA, 1860 nt
Organism: Megalops cyprinoides (Indo-Pacific tarpon)
Lineage: Eukaryota; Metazoa; Chordata; Actinopteri; Elopiformes; Megalopidae
Exons: 4
Coding region: 1-1860 (619 amino acids)
Molecular function (GO): nucleic acid binding; metal ion binding; hydrolase activity
Source: RefSeq, a predicted model, not a curated record